GAAAAUUAUAACUAUAACACCCAUCACCAUGAUUUUUGGGUCUGAGUCCAACAUACUUUUUUUUUUUUGCUUUUGCACUUUUCUUGUCAGGGAAGCAAAGACAGAAACUCAAAACCGGCAUUCUUGUAUGGUGUUGCUGGUAAUACUUGUUGUCGCUGGAAUACUCUUUAAUGUGUGCUGUGCGGAAGACCUAAAUUCGGGCAAGGAUAUAUGUAGACUUUUCAAAGAUGGCGUUUUGUUGCGAAAGCCAGGCUAUUGCGACGCCGGCAUCGAGUGCAAGGGCUUUAAAAGCACUACAGUGCUGCAGUGCUCAGGUAGUACCCCAUAUUACGAUCGAGCUACUAAAAAAUGUGCAAAAAGUACUAGCGAUAGCUAUUGCAGUGAUCCAUGUACGACCAAGACAAGUGGUUAUGUUGCAGAUCCGAAAAAUUGUCAGGGAUGGUAUAAUUGCAAUGGUAAAACCAUGCUAAAAUCUGGUCUCUGUACGGCUAAUUUAGUUUUCAAUUCUACAAAUAAAAUGUGUGAUUACCCGGAAAAUUCAUCCUGCACAGCUACUUUUGACCUUUGUGAUGUGGUGCCGAAUUCAACGCCUUUCCUGCACGAAACCCAGUGUGACUCGUACUAUGAGUGUGUUGUACAGAAAUCAAAAACAGUACUUACGAUUAAGGAAUGUGAUACUGGUAAAUAUUUUGAUGUUAACACCGGUACUUGUCUGCCUAAGAGCCAAGUUAUCUGCGCUAAAUAUCCAUAUCCCAAAGAGGUGUGCGGCAAUACAAAGCUUGCUAUUAGAAAUCGCUUUGUUAGUGAUGACGCUUCCUGUCGUGGUUACUUUUAUUGCAAAGACCUUGGAGUGGGUAAACCAGAUACAGCACCAGUUUGGGGACAAUGUCCUGAGUCGAAAUUUUUCGAUUCGACAGAAGAGGCAUGUCUGCCACGUGCGCAUGUAAAAUGCACUGAAGAUCGCUGUGAUGGUCGAAAGGAAGGUUAUGAGUUGAGUUCGACAUCGGGCUGCAAAAAUUAUCUGCUUUGUAAAGACAAUCGUACUGUUGAGGAAUACGAUUGCGAUUCUGGUACGUGGUUCAAUGCUUUGGAAGGAAAAUGCACCACAGAUUAUAUAUCGUAUCCGGCUUGUGCUUAAUUCGCAUUUUAUAGUAUAGAGAGAGUUUACAAUAGAAUUCUGCAUUUAAUGUAUAAAGCGUUGUAAUUACAACAGUGUUGUAAAUUAAUAAAAUUAAAUAAAGCUGAAUUUAUCACGAAAUUUAGAAUCGUA
Messenger RNA from Ceratitis capitata (Mediterranean fruit fly), 1270 nucleotides. Its product is annotated as peritrophin-44. Bases 29 to 1138 code for a protein of 369 amino acids. The transcript has 2 exons. The record is from RefSeq and is a predicted model, not a curated record. Gene Ontology annotation, cellular component: extracellular region. Lineage: Eukaryota; Metazoa; Arthropoda; Insecta; Diptera; Tephritidae. Gene Ontology annotation, molecular function: chitin binding.